AUGACAUUCCUUUUUUUGCACGCCUAUAAAUCUCUCCAAUCUAGCGAUGUCACGUGGCUGGCGCGUUUGCAGCUGAGCUCGGGCAACUGGCCUUCUAGUCUGGGCUCGAGUAUCGGCCAGGACCGUCUGGUGCAGUGGUGCCAUGGUGCACCCGGUAUUGUGCCUCUGUUGCUCUGCGCAUACAAGUUAACAGGUGAGGAGGACUAUCUGAAGAGAGCGGAACGGGGCGGUGAGGUGAUAUGGGAGCGCGGUUUGCUCACUAAGGGCUGUGGCCUCUGCCACGGAUCCGCUGGUUCCGGUUACGCCCUUCUUAGCCUCUACCAGCACACCGGUAACACGAAGUACCUCCAAAUGGCUGGAGCUGUGAGCUCUCCUUUCGCUUUCUCCUACUCUCCUCACUCUCUUUCUCGUCUCCCACCUAACGCCUCUCCUUACAGGUUGCUCUCUGGUGCACGGACUACUUCAAACACGCUGAGAGAACACCAGACCGUCCUUUGUCACUGUUCGAAGGAUUGGCAGGAGCGAUUGCGUUUUUGGCAGAUAUGCGCCAUCCGGAGAAGGGAGAGUUCCCAUUGCUUCAUUGAACAGGUUGAAAAACCCGCUCAAUGGAAUCGAAUGACACAAAUUCACCUCUUUUUGGAAGACAGACCGCCAAUUUUCAUUUGUCCUCAAUACAGUCUGAACAUUAAUUUCCUCAUGUGA
Messenger RNA from Echinococcus granulosus, 702 nucleotides. Its product is annotated as LanC-like protein. Gene Ontology annotation, cellular component: plasma membrane. NCBI's taxonomy places the organism in Eukaryota, Metazoa, Platyhelminthes, Cestoda, Cyclophyllidea, Taeniidae. Bases 1 to 702 code for a protein of 233 amino acids. The record is from RefSeq and is a predicted model, not a curated record. Gene Ontology annotation, biological process: peptide modification; carbohydrate metabolic process. The transcript has 4 exons.